UAAUCUUGCAUACUACCGAGGGAAUAUCUAUUUGUCAUAAUGGAUUCAUUCAUAAUUUUAAUUAAAUAAAAAAACUUAAUUUGGCAUUAUUCUGAUCGAAAAUUGUUCUAACACCAUGCAUUAUGGGAAAUGGAGUUAUUCGCUAAGAGUUGUGGGAUACCAAGCUCCCGGUCGGUGUAUAUGUAUGGUGAUGCGGAUUAUAAUUUCGUUUGCGACGUUAUAUAUUUAAAAUAAAUUUAAUCAAAUUCUCGAUUUAGUAAUUAUUAAACAAAUUAUUUAAAUCGUUUAGAAAAAUCUCAAAUUUAAUAAGAUCUAUCGUAUACUUCGGGUUUUGUGUAUUCCCAGUUAGAAGUGGCAAAGUGGGUUGGGUGAUGUUACUUCCUAAUAAGAAUACCUUUAUAAAGUUUAUAUAUUUCUUUAACUAGUCAUAACAUUAAUUUAUUAUGCAAGAAAUGUAUUUGCCGCGAGUGAAUAUGUUGUGAAGUAGAAUUAAUAAUUAAUACGAUUGGAAUGAAUGUAAUUAUGGAGGAUAGGAAGAGAUCAGCUGUGGAUCCGAAAGAAGAAGUAAAAAAACUUCAGGACUUAGUAAAAAAGUUAGAACUUCAAAAUCAGCAAUUGAGAAAUAGACAAAAUAGGAAUACAAUCGUGCCAAAGGAUAGUAAUAUAAACAUGGCAAGGAUGAUGACCGGUAAGAAAACCAUUCACGAACCUAAUCGCUAUGGGAUUUUAACAAAUAAGAACAGCCAGACUUCACCAAAUAAGUGUGAGAAGAGAAAAAGUUCUACUUUAGAAGAAGUAACUCUUAUCGAUAUUGAUGAUAUGGAGCUGUCUGAAGAUGAAUCAUGGUUAUACACAUCUCCAAAAAGUUUGCCUCCUGAAGAAGAAACACUUAGUCCAUACAUCUGGUUACGGAGAGAUGUUGAAGAUCCCUGCAAUAAAGAAUUACAAUUGGCAAAAAAAGCACUUUUAAAUAAAUUGGAUGAAUUAGCUGUUUUGACUCCAGGGCAAGAUCAGUCCAAAAAGCAAUCAAUUUCUAGGAUACAAAAACCUAGAGAAAUUCCUAUCAGAAGACAAAGUAUUGGCCAGCCUCGUGUCUUUGAUUCUCGCACUUUUACUCGCUCAAGAAAAAAGAGAAAUUCAAUUGAAUUACCUGUGAUAGAACCUCUUGAUUUUACUGAUGCAGCUGAGAAGGAUAUAUCUACAGAAAAAUCUAAUAGUUCUACCUUAGAGAAGGAUCUCAGUAUGUCAAAAAUUUUAAAUUUGACAGAUGUUAGUGAAGUUCAAGAAAUAGCACGAAUGCAAGAAGAAAGUUUAAAACAAGAUUUUUCAAUAAGUAAAAGGCAUUCAGACAGUUUUUCUGGGAGAAAAUUUUCUGUGUCUUCUCGUAGUUCUAUAUCAGAUAUUGAAAAUCAAGAAAUUACAACCAAAUUGUAUUCUGAAGAAUCACUUCUAUCUACGAAAACUUCAAGAAUUCCUACUGAUCAAAGCAGUGCAUCUGAUUAUUCAAGUCCUCCAGACAGUCCAUAUAGUUCUAGUAUGUCACUUAAUACAGGAAGCAAUACAGAUUCUGGACAAACCAUUUCCUCUCAACCAUUAGCAUAUAAUGGAGUAAAACAUUUGAGGAAUCAACAAUUUAAUAGUCCGAAACUAAUUCAGUAUAACAUUUCAAAGUCAAGUUCAAAUAUUCAAAGAUUUGAUUCUAAAAUAAUUCCACCUUCACAGAAGUACAGAGAAAAAAGUUAUUCUGCUCCUUCAUCAAGAAUCAAAUCCACAAUUCCUGCACCAGCUAUUAAUUCUGGUUCUACACAAAAUUUGGAUCACAUCACUACACAUAAUUUAUCUUCGGGAUUUUCUUCAGAAACAAUACAACAGUCUUCCCAUACAGGUUUAAGAAAACCUACUGUAUAUCGACCAAGUAAAACUAUUUCAAAACCAAGGUCAGGAAUACCAAUUAAAUCAAGACAAAGUAUGAGAAAUGCAAUGGAUGAUGAUUGGAGUGAAGGAUGUUUUUAAAUAUAGGCAUUAAAUUAUUAAUUGUUUUAUCACAAUAAUAAUAAAUAGUUUUUAUAAUGAUAUAAAAUAGUAAUGAUUUAAUAAAUUUUGAAAGUAAAAUUUAUUUAAAAUUAAUUAUAUCUAAAUAUUUUUUUUAAAAACUUAUAAGAAUAUUUUUAAAAUAUUUAGAAAAUUAAUGCUAUAUAUUUUUUCCAAGGAAGGAAAAGGUUUUGCUCUUUUGAGAAAAGAAACAUGUCAGCAAAUAAUUAAAAACAUCUCUGAUAUGAUUAACUUUUGAUAUUAUCAAAUAUUCAAAUUAUCAUUUGCAAAAAUGCAAAUUAUUUGUUUUAAAAUUAAAAGUUUUAUGAA
This is a messenger RNA of Centruroides sculpturatus (bark scorpion), 2361 nucleotides long. Its product is annotated as SLAIN motif-containing protein 2-like. The record is from RefSeq and is a predicted model, not a curated record. Gene Ontology annotation, cellular component: microtubule plus-end. The transcript is spliced from 10 exons. Gene Ontology annotation, biological process: microtubule nucleation; positive regulation of microtubule polymerization; cytoplasmic microtubule organization. Lineage: Eukaryota; Metazoa; Arthropoda; Arachnida; Scorpiones; Buthidae. Bases 511 to 2013 code for a protein of 500 amino acids.